CAGCAUUUCGUGGAUGUAACUAAUAGAUGAAUAGAAAGACAAAAAAAUAUUAACUCCUGAAUCAGUGAUCAAACUAGUAUGUCUUACUCUUCCUCUCUGUGUAUUUUAUUCAAGGGUCUCGAAUUUGUUAUGGCAAAGGAGUUGGUACCACUUGAAGGAGACUAUGUAUGUGAACUUGUAAUUAAGAUGGUGCAAACUACUGAAGAGGAUCAGUAUGAUCUCAGCCGUUGCUUAGCCAUUGAAGCUAUGUAUAAAAACAAUAAAGGAUUGUGUUUCGAUAUUUAUGAGUUCAUGGGUAUUUUACAUGGGACAGAGCAUUUCGUGACAGUUCUCCAAGCCAAGAUUGGAGGUCCUUGCAUCAUUAUCCACCUCACAGAUGACUCAGGACAAUCAGUUACUUAUUCUUGUACAUAUUGCAUGGACAAAGGAAAAUGGAUUACAAAUAACAUGCCUCAACUGAUCUUUCAUCCAUGCAAGCUGUUGUUUCAACUUCCAGUAAGCAAAAAUAAUUACUGA
Messenger RNA from Schistocerca nitens (vagrant locust), 516 nucleotides. RefSeq lists its product as uncharacterized. Bases 79 to 516 code for a protein of 145 amino acids. The transcript is spliced from 4 exons. The record is from RefSeq and is a predicted model, not a curated record. Lineage: Eukaryota; Metazoa; Arthropoda; Insecta; Orthoptera; Acrididae.